CUUGAUUCUUCCACCUCCACCUUGGUAAAGUGAAGAACAAUCCUUCAGAAACGUACCAGCAUUUUCAAAUGGGCUCUCAGUCUUACGAAGGCAAACAGCACCACGAAGAUGCAUCCAGCUCCGUCUCGACCAAGUCGAACGCAGUGGGUGGCAAGCCUCGUGGUGCCAACGUACUCGAAGACGGCGACGGCGACUUUGACAGCGGCGACGAUGACGAGGACGGCAAUGGAAAGGAUCCAACCAUGGCCAUGGUAACUGGUACCCAAGAAGGCCAGAAUGAAAACCCCAAGAAUAAGAAGAAGAAAAAGCGUAGCAACAAGAAGAAAAAGAAGACUGGUGCUAGCGCCCCUGGUCAGCAAUCUUUCCCUCCUCGUGUUCCUCUUUCUCAGCUCUUCCCGGAUGGCAAGUAUCCACCGGGUCAAAUGGUUGAACCCCAGGAUUCCAAUCUUUCUCGAACAACCGGCGAGGAAUUGCGCUACCUUGAACGUGGUCAUAUUGCAAACCCCGAGGUUCUUAAUGACUACCGGAAGGGUGCCGAGAUCCAUCGUCAGGUGCGGCAUUGGGUUCAGGAGACUGCCAAACCUGGGUAUUCUCUAACAGACCUCGCUGAGGGCAUUGAGGACGGGGUGCGUGCUUUGCUUGGUCAUCAGGGCCUCGAGCCAGGCGAUAGUCUGAAGGGUGGAAUGGGAUUUCCGACUGGCUUGGCCCUUAAUGACUGCGCCGCCCAUUUUACUCCGAAUCCUGGCCAGAAAGAGGUUUUCUUGAAAAAAGAGGACGUCAUGAAAGUGGACUUUGGUGUUCAUGUCAAUGGUUGGAUUGUCGAUUGUGCCUUUACCAUGACUUGGGAUCCGACCUACGAUAAUUUGCUUGCUGCAGUGAAGGAUGCCACUAACACUGGUCUGAGAUCUUCUGGAGUCGAUGCUAGGAUCUGCGAUAUUAGUGCGUCUAUCCAAGAAGCCAUGGAAAGCUAUGAGGUCGAAAUAAACAAAAACGUCUACCCGGUCAAAGCGAUUCGAAAUAUCACCGGUCACAAUAUCAAACCCUACAUCAUCCACGGCGGAAAGUCCGUCCCCUUUGUCAAAAACAAUGACCAAACCAAAAUGGAAGAGGGUGAGGUUUUUGCGAUCGAAACGUUCGGUACUACUGGGAAAGGAAUCCUCAGAGAUGGUGCUGGUGUCUAUGGGUAUGGCAAAAUCCCAGAUGCACCAUCGGCACAUCUUCCCUUAGCCUCUGCACGUUCGUUGUUGAAGACCAUCAACCAGAACUUUGGGACCAUUGUCUUUUGUCGACGCUACCUGGACCGCCUUGGGAUUGACAAAUAUCUUUUGGGGAUGAACAGCUUGAUAUCCAACGGCAUCGUUGAGAUUUAUCACACGCUUGAUGAUAUUAAGGGCUCCUAUACAGCUCAAUUCGAGCAUACCAUUUUGAUCAAGGGGUCCGGCAAUGAGAUCAUCAGCCGCGGCGACGAUUACUAGAUUGCCAACUGUUUCAAAUUGUUAACCAACUUCCGUCGCUCGUUUAUCGAUGUUCUGCUAUUGACUUUUUUCUGUGUUGAGGGUAGAUCUAGUCUGAAAAGAACUAUCCUAAGACACCGAAGAACGUGUGAAAAGCUCAAAACCACCAAAAAAAGGAACCUGCUUCAUUAUUUGAGAUUUUAUCACCACAUAACCACCAAAGUGAAUCAAAUCCCAAGUUUGACACUGACCUUGAGUCCUGCAAUAUUAGACUGCUUAGUAAGCUGUAGAGGGCUGCUUCCGUCGAUAUGAUUGGCCAGUAGUAAAUAUUCUAUAGAAUCGAAAACCAAUGUUAUGAGACGUAAAUAAACAGGCAGGGC
This is a messenger RNA of Talaromyces proteolyticus, 1834 nucleotides long. RefSeq names its product methionine aminopeptidase 2-like protein. Bases 69 to 1475 code for a protein of 468 amino acids. The record is from RefSeq and is a predicted model, not a curated record. Lineage: Eukaryota; Fungi; Ascomycota; Eurotiomycetes; Eurotiales; Trichocomaceae. Gene Ontology annotation, molecular function: metalloaminopeptidase activity. The transcript has 7 exons. Gene Ontology annotation, biological process: proteolysis.